UAAAGUCAAGAUUUUUAAACUGUUUAACCGCCUAAAAAUGGAGUCUUGUUUCUGUACGAGGAGGGUUCUGGUUUUCUUGAUUUCUUGUUUGUGGGUUGGCAUGGAAGUUAUUAUUGGGCAAACAGAAAAUUCAAGUGUUGUACUUGUGUCUGAAGAGAAAAAAAGAGUGAUAGAUAUUGGAGCUUUGUACACUGUAAAUUCCGCCAUUGGAAGGUCAGCUGGACCAGCUCUAGUUGCUGCAAUCGAUGACGUAAAUUCCGACACCACCAUUCUUAAAGGUUCAAUGCUCAACCUUGUUUUGCAGGACACUAAUUGCAGUGGAUUUCUUGGCACUGUCGAAGCUAUGCAGCUGCUGGAGAAGAAAAUAGUAGCAGCGAUCGGACCACAAUCCUCAGGGAUAGCCCACGUAAUUUCCCACUUCAUGAACGAACUCCACGUACCUCUUUUAUCCUUCGGUGCAACGGACCCCACACUUUCGUCUCUUCAAUACCCUUACUUCCUUCGAACCACAAUAAGCGAUUAUUUCCAAAUGAACGCAAUUGCAGAUUUAGUAGUUUAUUUCGGAUGGAAAGAAGUCGUUGCAGUAUUUGUAGACAACGAUUACGGCAGAAAUGGAAUUUCGGCAUUAGGCGACGCACUCGUGAAAAAACGUGCCAGGAUUUCUUACAAGGCAGCCUUUAGUCCCACAGCUUCGAUAACCGAUUUGGACAACUUGUUAGUAAAAGCGAAUCUUUUGGAAUCACGGGUUUUUGUCGUACACGUGAAUCCAGAUUCGGGUCUGAAUAUUUUCGCGGUAGCUAAAAGACUCGGAAUGAUGGGGAGUGGCUACGUUUGGAUAGCCACCGAUUGGCUUCCUUGUUUUCUCGAUUCUUUGGACACGAUCGAUUCGAGUAAAAACGAUCUUAUACAAGGCGUUGUCUCUCUUCGUCAUUACACUCGAGAAUCGGACCUCAAGACUAGCUUCAAAAAUAAAGAAUCUUCGAAAUUCAAUUCGUACGCUUUAUACGCUUACGACUCCGUUUGGUUGCUCGCUAAAGCGCUCGAUACUUUCUUGAUUAGCGGCGAAAAUAUCAGCUUCUCCGACGAUCCGAAACUGCAAGAAAAUAACAAUACUACCCUUGAUUUCACUUCCCUUCGUAUUUUCGACCAAGGCGAGAAAUUGCUUAACAUUCUAACUGCAACGAACUUCACCGGCCUAACUGGAGAGGUUCGUUUCGAUUCGGACAAGAAUCUAAUCAACCCAGCUUUCGAUAUUCUCAACUACGGCGGAAGCGGGUCCCGGAGGCUCGGUUAUUGGUCGAAUUACUCGGGUCUUUCUAUUGUUCCACCGGAAAGUUUAUACGCAAUGCCGCCGAAUAAUUCCAUCACUAGUCAGCAUUUAUACAGUGCGAUAUGGCCCGGGGAAACUACGGUGAAGCCUCGGGGAUGGGUGUUCCCUAAUAAUGGGAAGCCUCUAAAAAUUGCGGUGCCUUAUCGGAUAAGUUAUCCCGAAUUCGUGACGAAGGAUAAAGGACCGAUGGGCGCGAAAGGCUACUGCAUCGACGUAUUCGAAGCCGCGGUCGCGUUGUUAGCUUACCCUGUUCCUCAUCAAUAUAUCUUAUAUGGAGAUGGUUUGAGAAACCCUUCUUAUAAUGAUCUCGUGAAUGACGUGGCGCAAAAUAAGUAUGAUGCGUCGGUUGGAGAUGUGACGAUUACUACAAAUCGAACGAGGAUUGUGGAUUUUACGCAGCCUUAUAUGGAAUCGGGUUUAGUUGUGGUGGCUCCGGUGAAGCAGAGUAAAUCGAGUCCGUGGGCAUUUCUAAUGCCGUUCACGUGGCAAAUGUGGGGGGUGACGGGAAUAUUCUUUCUCCUCGUGGGGGCCGUUGUUUGGAUUCUCGAGCAUCGGACGAACACCGAGUUUCGAGGUUCGCCACGUCAGCAACUUAUAACAAUCUUUUGGUUUAGUUUCUCAACAAUGUUCUUCUCACACAGAGAAAAUACGGUGAGCACAUUGGGGCGUUCGGUUCUAAUCCUAUGGCUUUUCGUAGUGCUGAUUAUAAACUCGAGCUACACAGCUAGUUUAACUUCGAUCCUCACAGUACAACAACUCUCGUCGAGAAUUCAAGGAAUAGAUACGUUAAUCUCUAGUUCCGAUCCGAUAGGGAUACAAGACGGUUCGUUUGCGUAUAGAUAUCUUAUAAACGAGCUGAAUGUAGCAGAGUCGAGGCUGAGAAUAUUGAAAAGCCAAGACGAAUAUCUUCAGGCGUUGGAACAAGGUCCGAGCGGUGGUGGUGUGGCUGCCAUUGUUGACGAGCUUCCUUACGUUGAGCUUUUUUUGGCAAGCACAAAGUGCUCGUACAGUACUGUCGGACGAGAGUUCACUAAGACUGGAUGGGGAUUCGCAUUCCAAAGGGACUCUCCAUUAUCAAUAGAUUUAUCAACCGCAAUCCUCCAACUAUCCGAAAACGGAGAACUCCAAAGAAUACACGAUAAAUGGCUCUCUCACGAAAUAGGAUGCUCUAGUCAAACAACCGCCAUUGAAGACAGCCGAUUAUCUCUCAAGAGCUUUUGGGGACUUUUCCUAAUAUGCGCAAUCGUGUGCUUCGUUUCUUUAACAGUAUUCUUCUGUCGGGUUUUUUUCCAGUACACCAGGUACAGCGCAGAAGACGAUAGUCACCACAACAUUGAGCAACCCGAAGAACCCGCUCGCCCUAGUAGAAGAAAUUUGAGGGUAACGAGUUUUAAGGAUUUGAUGGAUUUUGUGGAUAAGAAAGAAGUCGAGAUUAAGGAAAUGUUUCGGAGGAAGACUGAAGAUUCUUCUAGAAGGCAUCUCGAACGAAGUGGGACCGAUUUGCCCUCUCCGAGCAGUUAAAACGGUUUUUUUUUUUUUUUUGUAUACUGACAACAUAUUUGUAAAACCUUUAGUUAGGAAUAUACACGAUGAUGCACGGAUAAGUCGAUAGGAGUACGAUUUGAGAAGUAAUUAUCGAGGAGAAGCAGAUUUUGGAACAUUUUUUUCUUUUCGGUUCGAAGGGUUGACAAGAUUGUAUAGUAGGGAAUAAUUUGCUCGUUUGUCGACUAAUAUAAUAAAUCAUUUUUCUUAAUCA
Messenger RNA from Erythranthe guttata (spotted monkey flower), 3086 nucleotides. RefSeq names its product glutamate receptor 3.4. Gene Ontology annotation, biological process: G protein-coupled receptor signaling pathway. The record is from RefSeq and is a predicted model, not a curated record. Gene Ontology annotation, molecular function: G protein-coupled receptor activity; ligand-gated monoatomic ion channel activity. Gene Ontology annotation, cellular component: membrane. NCBI's taxonomy places the organism in Eukaryota, Viridiplantae, Streptophyta, Magnoliopsida, Lamiales, Phrymaceae.